This is a messenger RNA of Ostertagia ostertagi, 570 nucleotides long. The record is from the annotation of a GenBank genome assembly. Lineage: Eukaryota; Metazoa; Nematoda; Chromadorea; Rhabditida; Trichostrongylidae.
AUGAAGAUGUUGGUGGAUUUUGCUUACACUGGAGUGCUGGAUGUGGGACAGCGACGGUUCAGAAUGUUACGUCUAUCGGCUUUUGAAGUUGGUAUGAAUCGCCUAGUGGACCUCAUUGAUCAUUGUGCUUGUAAACUAGAAGACGAGGAAAAGGAUUUGAACCAGUAUGGGGUGUGUGGUAUGAAUUUUUCAAUCCCUGUGGAUGAGAACGCUUCCGGAAAUCCAAGUACAAGGCACGAUUUUCAGCACGGUGAUCGAGCUGAAGACAGCAAAGUGAAUGGAAAUUCCGCACCCCUAACCUUUUAUCCUGAAGAUAUCACUGCUCAAGCCGCGGAUGACUAUGACUCGAUUUACGAAGAGUAUGUCAUGGGACCUCGCCGUGGUAGAAGAACCACCGUUCGUAUGCAACCUGAUGGCAAGAAUGGCGAUGCUACUGUGCCAGCAGUUACAAUGUCGUUCCUUCAAGAAAAUGAAAGAAGAACAUCAGAUAUCGAUAGUUUUGGUUACGGUCUCCCAGAAAUUGUCGGUACCAGUGAUGUCACUGUUCCACUGAUUGUGGGCGAUCAAAGG